AGUAUGUCAACUACACAUCAGUCUUAAAAGCUGUGAAGAAAUAAAGAAAUUGGACAUUAAAAUCGUACAAGAAGCAUUAAGAUACGAUGUGAUGGUGUCAAUAAAUGACAAUUUGAUCCAAGCAAAUGAAUGUGUGAUUUCGUCUAUAUCAAACGGCAGUAUUAUUAUAUCAUUGAAAGGGUGCAAAAAGGAUUCCUUCAAAAAAUUAUUCGCUACAAAUAUACAGGAUCCAGUUUUAAAUAUACUGCGAUGUUUGUUCCUCAAUACUAAUAUCAGAGGAUUACUUCAUCGCAAAGCAAUAGUAUUAGAAGUUGAACUGAGAUACAUUCCACCAAAAAAAGAAGAAAAGACAUUCGAUGUGGUAGAAACCCAUUUCGACUUUUUAGUGGAAGAACUUGAUGUUUUCCAAUUCAUAGAGCCACUUAAAGAGCAGAAUGUUCUGACGGAAUAUAACAUUAUUGAAAUUGUAGAGAAAACACAAGAUUCACGUACUGCAAGAGUAACAGCCCUGCUGAAACAUAUUCAAAUGCGGAGGAAACAGGACAUUUUUCUUGCAAUUUUAAAGGAAAAAAAGGAAUAUGUAUGGGAUCAUAUUUGCGGAUCAGAAAAUUCAGAAAAAGGGCCUGAAUUUCCUGUCGACAUUUUGGUAGAUUCAUAUGAGGAACUAGCGGAAAACAUGAAUCCUAGCCUUCUUGUUAAAACGGUUUUUAAAGAGAGAGAAAUACCAAUGGAUUUCCAACUUCUAAAUCGGAACAUAAAAGCCAAAUUUAUUUUGCAACAUUUUAUGGUGAUGGGUAAAGAAAAACGUUCAAAGUUUCUACAUACACUCUUCAUGUUGGAUCAAAUACCAUCAACACUUUGGAAGCAUGAAGUUGAUCCAAAGAUAAGUCUAGUAAUUGAAGGAAGUUCAAUUCAAUAUAGUAUCAAAGGAGCUGCUAAAAAGGUUAAGAAGACGAAGAAAAAACGUCUAGCUGUCAUAUUUGCUGCAGAUAUUGUUGUGAAAGAAACGCCAACGAUCAAAGCAGACGUAAAAAAUACAUUGUCGUCCCAAAGGCAUAGCAACAUAAAAAGAGAUAUUUCAUUGCCAUGGAAAUUCAACAUAACAGACAAGAUAAGACCACUAAAACCAGAACCAAACAUAUUCAGUCAAGAUGACGACAAGAGUCUUAUCAAUGGAAAGAUGACGAAGAAUGGAUGAAAGCAACGAUAUACAGAUUUAUCAAAAAUCAUUCAUUUGUUCGAGUACAAACACUACGACGCAGGAGUGUAACAAAGUAAUGUAAUAAAAAUGAUAUUACACUGGCGUAGUAACACUUUGGUGUGACAUUAUUUUCGUAAUAUACAUAUAUAUCGUUAUUAAAGCGCGCUAUUGUUAGCGUUACUCUAUUGGUGCGUCAAACCAUUUUUAUUUUGAAUAUAUGAUAAAAAAAUAUUAUAUUCUUGUAUAUAAAAUGUAUUGAACUCAUUGAAUAUAUAACAAUAAUAUGAUUGCCGAAGGCUUGCAUAAUAUGAUUCUGUUCAACACGUUCAAUAACUUUAGUAUUAAACCUUCACUUAUUCGAUAUCCCCUUAAUCUUAUGCAGAUCUUUUUUGAAGUAAUAAUUUUUGCUUGCUACAUGUGUAUUAUCAUUGUUACUUAAUACAUAAAUCAUUUCAUCUUUUAAUAAAACAAAUUAAAUGACAUCAGUGAAGAGAAAAAAAGAAAUAAAAUGUUAAAAAAAAUAAUAAGAAAUGAAACCUUUUCCAUAAAGUUUUGUUUAAACUUUGUGAGCUGUUUCAAAAUAUGCACAUUAAACAAAAGAUGUGUUUUAGGAACCAUAUUUAAGCCCCGUUUAUUUAUUUAUGUGCAUUUGUUUUACAUAUUAAUUAAUUCAUUUUACAUUUUUCUAUGAUUACUUUACAUAACAUACAUAACAAAAUGAAUACAUAUGUUGUUGUGUAAGUGGACAUUUUAAAAGAAGUUCAAAGAGGUUAAACGUGAACCUCUUUUGGAAAAAGGAUAUAAUACUUUAAACAAAAGUUUAAUUGAGUCAAUUAUAGAGUUUUCAGUCAAUAGGAAAUAUCUUUUUUUUCAACAAACAACGUUAAGAUGAAACGAAAAAAAGGUAGUAUCAAGAAAAAAGCUGCUUUAGUAAUAUACUGCUGAUAUAUCAUCAAUCAGUACUUAAAGCAUUACUAGAAAGUUGUUCCACUUACUGUUAAAAUAAUCAGAUAAUAAUUUUGAAAUGCUAUGUAUUUUCCUAAGGAUGUUUCAUCAAGCAAUUUUUUAAACAAAGAUUAUUUCGUAUUUUGGCAAAAAAGAGAAUAAUCAAUAUAUGAUAAAAUCUUAUUUCGGGAAUGAAAAUGUGACAAUAAAAAUUGUCUUUGUUAACAUGUAUACCAAUUUCAACAAACCAUUUAAACAAUUCAUUCCAAAAACUUUGUGUUUUUUGACAGAUUCAAAAUAUAUAUUCUAUGCUAUCUAUUUCCAUAUUACAAAAAUCACUAGAUUUUCACAAAAAGGCUAGACUCAACUAAUUUACACCUAAAGAGAAAUUUGUUAGUUGCAAUAUUUCUAUGUAAGAAGUCAAAAUACAAAAAUUGCAAAAUAUUAUCCUUACAAAUAUCAAACGCAUUUAAAUAUAUAAGUGUUGUCAGUUGAAUUUUUUAUCUUGAAAUACUGUCUCCCAGAGAUUAUUUCUGAUUUGAUGUAUUUUACCAUGUUUGUUAAUAUUUGUAUUUUGCUUCAUCUGUAAAUGUUUUGUAGUGUUCUUGACAUUUUGUUUAUACAAAUUAAUCUUAUUUAAAUAUACAACUAAGAACGAUUGUGUUUAUUUUGAGAUUCUCCUGCAGUUUCAUGGACUAUUUUACUAAUUACGUUGGAAAAUGUAUACCAGUUUGGAUUUCUGUUUAUUGAUCAUUAAUUGUUUCAUGCUUUCGUUCAUGUUAUUUGUUUACUUUAUUAACAUCUCAAUUGCAUACUGAUUAUAUGGUCAAUGCACACAAUAUAUUAAUCUUUGAUAAAUGUUUAGUAACUUUUUCUGAGAUGUGCGUAGUAAGAUGUGAUUAAAUUCCACUUGCUUCUAUGAAAUUGUUAUACUGACCAUUAUAGCGCAAUAGGGUAAACUGCAAUUUCUAAAUGUCGUACGUGUUGUAAGUUCGAGUGUUUGUUUCUUCUUAUUUAUAACUAUUUCAACAUUAUUGAAACUAUGAUUUUCUAUAUUGUUCUGUUUUACUUUUUAAUAUUUUUGCACUUAUUUUAGUAAAUAUUAUAUAUUCUUUCUAAAAUACCACGGUUUAAGAAUUAAUAUAUAAAAUUCAUUCCGAUUAAAAUAAAAAAUGUCAUUUUAGUGCCGUAAAAUGCAACGCAAUUCGAGACAAAAAAAUGUUAUAUCCCUGUAGACAAGUUUGCAUUGCAAGCACUUGGCUAUAUUUAUUGAAAUAUAUUUCAGACUUAAACAAUGGCAAAAGUAGGGAUUGAAGUAUUGUUGUUGCAGUUGUUGUUGUUGUUUAAGAAAUAUGGGUAAUCUUUUUAACAAAACGAGAUUUUUAGAUCUAUUGUUGUCACUGUUUUUAUGUUCUUUAUUUUUCAGAUAAGUGAAAAAAUUAUAAUAAUUGAGCCGUGUCAUGACAAAACCAACAUAGUGGGUUUGCGACCAGCAUGGAUCAAGACCAGCCUGCGCAUCCGCGCAGUCUGAUCAGGAUUCAUGCUGUUCGCUUAUAAACCCUAUAGCAAGUAGAAAAACUGAUAGCGAACAGCAUGGAUCCUGAUCAGACUGCGCGGACGCGCAGGCUGGUCUAGAUCCAUGCUGGUCGCAAAACCACUAUGUUGGUUUUGUCAUAACACGGCUCAUAUAUGUGGUCUGAGCGAUGUUUAUCGGCUUAUUAACACCGGUUUGGAGUUUUGAUGUGAUGUCCACGAAUGCCGUCGGCCUGUGUGGUCAUUUUUUUCUCGCAUCAAAACUACAGACAAGUGUUGAAUGCCCGUUAAGACCGCGCUCCGACGGCUUUUUUAACUAUUCAAAACAAGAGCAACCAUUAAUGUCAUACUUUUCAUUUGGAGAAAAUUUCCGCUGCCGAUAUGUUUAUUGAGAUGUUUUAUUUCUCACCCUAUGUCAUUAAAUGUAAAAAUGAUUAAACACAAUAGUUACAAAAUGAAGUUCUAAGGAUUUUUUGCCUUUUAUACCGUAUAAGUACUUAUUUCUGCGGGCUUAAUAUUCUGCGAUUUUGGUUAAAAUAAGGGGUUUUAAAUUUCGGCGUAUCUUAUUUCUGCGGUGUCAUCAUUCUCGCAUUGAUGCUUUUUAUUUCUGCGUUUUAAUUAAGAUAUUUUUUUUUUUUACAAAAUUAACCGAUACAAACAGAAAACUUUUAAGUGUAACACUGCAUGUGUAUAAAUAUGAAGUGUGAAAAAUGAACAAUGGUAACAUCGCACGUAGACACAAUAUAUUGUACAAAUACAAAAGGGUAUGUUUAUUGCACCCCUCAAACUUUAAUAGUAUUAUUUUAAAAUAAACCAAGCUUAGGGUGAGCGAAAAUCAUACAAAAAGAACAAGUAAAGUAACUUUUUUUCUAAUAUUUUAUUUCAUGACGGAUACAUAAAGAAAAAUUCCCAUCUACAGUACAUGAUAAUGUAAUUAUACAUAACAGGUAGU
Messenger RNA from Ruditapes philippinarum (Manila clam), 4631 nucleotides. RefSeq lists its product as uncharacterized. The transcript is spliced from 5 exons. NCBI's taxonomy places the organism in Eukaryota, Metazoa, Mollusca, Bivalvia, Venerida, Veneridae. Bases 92 to 1198 code for a protein of 368 amino acids. The record is from RefSeq and is a predicted model, not a curated record.